GGAAUCCCCUUGGAGGAAAUGUAGACUCAGGCUCAGCACACAGGGCUCAGUAGGCAACCUACACCCCUGAAACAUCCACGUCCCUACUGCAAACAUUUCACUUUGUCACUCCAACAUGAAGGUCUCCAGCAUAGACUGUCGCCGCCUGAGGAAGAUCAUACGAAAGGAGUGUGGAAGUUGUCUGAUUGUGGACUGUAGACCGUAUUUCUCGUUCUCCAGCUCCAGUAUCAGAGGCUCCGUCAAUGUCAACUUGAAUUCAGUGGUGGUCCGGAGGUCCCGCGGCGGUCCGGUGCCUCUACAGUUCAUCAUCCCGGACGAGAAAGCACUGCUUCGGCUCCGCGAGGGCAGCAUCUCCGCCGUCGUGGCUCUGGAUGACCGCACACCUCAUUUACAAAAACUGAAGAAAGACAGUAUUGCUCAGAUUGUCAUUAAUAGUUUGUCGCACUUGGCGAGUAGCGCGAGCAUCUGCUUCCUGAAAGGAGGCUACGAGAACUUCCAUUCCCAUUACCCCGAGCUUUGCACUGAAACCAAGUCUGUGGAUCUGAGUGAAGACAAAAGUGAAAGAGGCGUCAGCAGCCACUGUGACAAACUGAGUUCUCACCACAAACCGGACUAUGAUCAGGGACAGCCGGUGGAGAUCUUGCCUUUCCUAUACCUGGGCAGUGCCUAUCACGCCUGCAGACAGGACUAUCUCAGUGACCUCCGCAUAACAGCGCUGCUGAACGUCUCACGCAGGGACUCGCGGCCCGCCAAAGGGCAGUAUGACUACAAAUGGAUCCCGGUGGAGGACAGUCACACGGCAGAUAUCAGCUCACACUUCCAGGAGGCCAUAGAUUUUAUUGAACGUGUGAAAGCAGAGGGAGGUAAAGUGCUGGUCCACUGCGAGGCUGGAAUCUCUCGUUCUCCCACCAUCUGCAUGGCGUACAUCAUGAAAACCCAACGGUUGCGCUUGGAGCAGGCCUUUGACGUCAUCCGACAGCGGCGUGCCAUCGUCUCGCCCAAUUUCAGCUUCAUGGGUCAACUACUGCAGUUCGAGUCGGAGGUGGUUUCUUCCGCGCCUCCGUCCAUCACUCCUGCCGCUCAAGAGACGCCCACCUUCUUUAGUGGUGACUUCACACUCGAAACGGAGAACUUUGAGUCCUCAGUUUUCACCUUCCCUACCUCCUUCCUGACACCAGUGCCCAUCCAGUCAUCGGUUCACCAGUUCAAACUGAGUCCAAUAACUGCGCUGCCUUAAAAUGGCUGCCUGACUCAUCGCAGUCUCAGCGUACUUGAAAAAUAACGGACGGGCGAACUGAAAAAAGCAAUGGACUAUCACAGGGAAUAAAAAUGCUUAUGUUUUCAUAUUAAAAAAAAAAAAAAAAAAAAAAAAAAAAAAAAGAUUCAUGGAAGACAGUGUUUGCUUUUUGAUUUUGUUUGCCUUAGAGAAAACCACUGCACAAUGAUUACACUGCAAUACCUGCCUUAGCUCGAUGACGUUCUGCCUAUCAACAGCGCCUAGCUGGGCAAAUUAAAUUAUUAUUAUUUUUUAAACCGUUUCUUUUUUUAUGAAUUGUGGAUCUGUUAAUAAACAUUUUUACAGAAGUGUCAAA
Cyprinus carpio (common carp) is the source of this 1592-nucleotide messenger RNA. RefSeq names its product dual specificity protein phosphatase 5-like. The record is from RefSeq and is a predicted model, not a curated record. Lineage: Eukaryota; Metazoa; Chordata; Actinopteri; Cypriniformes; Cyprinidae. Gene Ontology annotation, molecular function: MAP kinase tyrosine/serine/threonine phosphatase activity; protein tyrosine/threonine phosphatase activity. Gene Ontology annotation, cellular component: cytoplasm; nucleus. Gene Ontology annotation, biological process: protein dephosphorylation; negative regulation of MAPK cascade; endoderm formation.